This is a messenger RNA of Rhizoctonia solani, 2952 nucleotides long. RefSeq names its product splicing factor SF1. NCBI's taxonomy places the organism in Eukaryota, Fungi, Basidiomycota, Agaricomycetes, Cantharellales, Ceratobasidiaceae. The record is from RefSeq and is a predicted model, not a curated record. Gene Ontology annotation, cellular component: nucleus. Bases 1 to 2952 code for a protein of 983 amino acids. Gene Ontology annotation, molecular function: mRNA binding; methyltransferase activity; zinc ion binding. The transcript has 14 exons. Gene Ontology annotation, biological process: RNA methylation; regulation of mRNA splicing, via spliceosome.
AUGAAUUUUUACAAAGAGGCAGCGAGCAAACUCGACCUAAUUGAGUCCAAGAAGGCUUCAAUUAAAGGCUGCUUGUCGCUAGCGGCACCCAAAGAUCGUAAGCGAAUGGGCGCACUAAUAAUUGAAACACUCAAAUUUAAGGGCACAAUAACCACAUUAAUUGAGGCAACGCCCAUGAUGCGGGACGAGCGCCGACAUUUGUUUUCAAAGAAUUUCGCCGCGGUGCUCGUCCAUGAUUUAUUGUUCAGCUCAGGGGGCAUUCAAGCCGGGGAUGGUCCUAUUAAACAAGCUGUCAAUCGUCACAAAACUCGCCUCCAGGCAGAAUUAACUAAACUCAAGAUUCGAAGAGGCGUCAAGUCAAAUCAAGAAUUAGCACAACCAGACGACCCUCGCUCCGCGAACAUUCCUCGCUAUUUGCGAGUAAAUAGGAAUAUCUGGACAACGGAGCAAGCCAUCGAGUUCUAUAGUUCAAAAGGAUACGCCCCGUGUGGCGACCCAGGCGUCCCCCCAAAGUGUGUUGAUGAUUACUUCACCUUUGAUACUGUUAUUGAUUACAAGUCAAGAAAACAGUUCCGCCUCGAUGACCAUGUCCCUGACUUAUUAAUAUUCAAUCCUGUGCAUGAACUACACCACGAUGAAGCUUAUAAGACUGGUAAGAUGAUCGCUCAGGACAAAGCCUCCUGCUUCCCUGCAGUGGUGUUGGAUCCACCUGCGGUGGAAAAUGCUUGGGUUAUUGAUGCGACAGCUGCACCUGGUAAUAAGGCGAGUUCCACAUCUCAUAUAAGUGCGUUAAUGGGAAACAAAGGCAAGAUAAUCGCGUUCGAGAGAAACAAGAGGCGGUACAAAACACUUCAUGAGAUGGUCCGGAGAGCCAAAUGCCAAAAUGUCGAAACUAUCCUGGGAGAUUUUCUUGAACAAGACCCUUUGGACGAAAGAUUUAAAUUGGUGACUCAUAUUGGAUCUGGGAUUGUGAACCGAUUGGAUUACCUGACUCAAGACAUUCCGUCCGUAGAACGCAUCGUUUACUCGACUUGUAGUGUUCAUGCUACAGAAAAUGAAGGGGUUGUAGGGGAUGUCCUUGCAAGCAGCGAGUUUGCAACAAGAGGCUUCAAAGUUGCUCCACGUUCACAGGUCUUACCAAAUUGGAGUCGUCGAGGUAUAACGACUACAUCGCUAGACGCCAAGGUAUCGGAUGCACUCAUUCGGUGUUUGCCAGGAGAGGACAGCCCGGGGACGAAUGGAUUCUUUGUUUCCUGUUUUAUCAGAGAAAAGGGUACCGGAUGGGACAGCUCGAGAGGUGCUGACCCGAGCUUUAAGAGAAAGAUCGACUUAGUCAUAAUCGUUGUAUUUCUAUUUGAAACAACUGCGUCACGUGCAAUCACCCAGUGCUGUUGUACGCCACUUCCUCCUGCAUCCUGUGUGCCAGUACAAACUAUCAAAAUGUGGAAGCCAGCUGGAAGAGCCAUCACAGGUACCAACGAUAUUCCGCUGGGCAACAAGCGGCGAUUCGGUCCUGCUGUGAUUGAAGACGUACCCAAAGCCGAAAUCGCUCAAGCUUCUCCUUCUUCUUUCCCCCGCUCUUCUGUAGUCCAGGAUGAGCCUGGCUACGGCCCCACCUCAGCAACACUGUCCGAGCCCGAUCUUCCGCGCAAACGCAAAAGUCGUUGGGGAGAUGCAAAAAGUGAGCCAGUUGGGCUACCAACUGCAAUUUCCUCCAGUGGCGUGUCGCAACGCGAGCUGGAUAACUAUGCUGUAAAAAUUCGUCUCGAUGAAAUUAAUCGAAAGCUUCAAACUAAUACUUUCAUUCCACCGGAAUCUGAGCGAUCUCCAUCGCCUCCGCCAACUUACGAUUCGCAUGGAAGGCGCACUAAUACCAGAGAGGUACGCUACCGAAAGAAGCUAGAGGAGGAGCGGGUUCGCCUUGUGGAUCGUGCUAUGAAAUCAGAUCCCAACUUCCGACCUCCGGCUGAGUAUCACCAACAAAAAAGGUCACUUCGCCCGCAAGACAAAGUAUAUAUUCCUGUCAAGGAAUUUCCUGAAAUAAACUUUUUCGGCCUGCUUGUAGGUCCUCGGGGCAACUCACUCAAAAAGAUGGAGAAGGAAUCCGGGGCGAAGAUUAGUAUUCGUGGCAAGGGUAGUGUGAAGGAAGGCAAAGGUCGACCCGACGCGUAUGCAGAUGACAGCGAGGAAGACCUUCAUUGUUUGGUUAUGGCAGAUUCGGACGAAAAGGUUGCUUCCUGCGUUGCUCUGAUCAAUAAGGUCAUUGAAACAGCUGCUUCCACUCCCGAAGGGCAGAAUGACCACAAACGGAAUCAAUUACGCGAACUGGCGGCUUUGAAUGGUACCCUCCGGGAUGACGAGAACCAAAUCUGCCAAAACUGCGCUGGUGUUGGCCAUCGCAAGUACGAUUGCCCCGAACAGCGGAAUUAUACUGCUAAUAUCAUAUGCCGAACAUGCGGAAAUACUGGACACAUGGCACGUGACUGCAUAUCUCGCAGGGGGGAUCCCAAUGGCUUUGGUCAGCCAAAUGGUUUUGGUGCGCCCCAGGCACCGUUUACACCGAAUACUUCUACUCCGUCAACCGGCAACAAGGCGUUCGAUUCCGAAUAUGCGUCUCUUAUGGCGGAGCUUGGAGAGGGAGCCGGCGGCAACAAAUCGGGUGGAGGGGUCUGGCGUGGUGAUGGUUCAAUGCCGCUGUCUGGACUCGAUCCUAAUAGCAGUGUUCCUCCGUGGCGUAGGCCAGAAAUGUGGCAAACCCCGACGGUUAACCAGGGGUAUCGGCCUCCGUACGGAGGAAUGGCGAGCGGCGUCUACAACGGGAAUUCCCCUUGGGCUCAAGCUGGAUACCAACAGUAUCCGCCAGCGGGCGGAGCAAGCGCGGCCGGCGUGGAUGCGGCCGCUUAUGCUCAAUAUUACCAGUCUAUGGGCUAUAACGCCGGGCAGGCAUCUUAG